This is a messenger RNA of Phalacrocorax carbo (great cormorant), 4876 nucleotides long. Lineage: Eukaryota; Metazoa; Chordata; Aves; Suliformes; Phalacrocoracidae. The record is from RefSeq and is a predicted model, not a curated record.
GCGAAGGCAGCAGCACGGGGCCGGGAGCGCUCGGCCACCCCCGCCGCCCGCAUACCGGCUGCCGGCGGAUCCCCUGUCUCGGGCGGCUGCGACUCAUUUGAAAGCACUUAGACUGAAUUACUUUUGGCUGGAGGUAAACCAGAAGAUACACUGCAAGAGCAUACCUACUGCAGUCUCAUUGCCACGCAGUGUUCAGCUCAUGGAACCAAAUUAGAGCUACCCCAAAGUAAAAUUCUCAACAAGUGCAUGUUGGGUCCUCAGCACCGUUUUGUUCUUCAGAUUUGCUCCUAUUGCUCUGCAUUCCGUGCUAAUACUUGAUAUUUGCAAGCUCCCUGCCUUGACGGUAGUCAUCAUGGAUAGUGUGUUCUUAACAGAGGACAAAGCCAAUUCCGUGUUAAAAAGAUACCCGAGAGCCAACACAUUUUUGGAAGAAUUAAAGCAAGGUGACAUAGAACAUGAAUGCAGAGAAGAAAUCUGUAGCUAUGAAGAAGCAAGAGAAGCAUUUGAAAAUGAGGAAAAAACGAAGGAGUUCUGGAAAGUCUACAAAAAUGGACUUCAGGGAGAAAGUAACACAGGACAUACCUGGUAUUCAUUUUACCUUGCAUUUCCAUUAAUCAUUGGCCUUUUUGUUAUCCUCAUUGUCAUUUUUGUCAUAUGGAGAUGCCUGUUUAAAAAGAAAAUGCGUAGACAGUCGGUGUACGUGCAUAGGGGAGCCCACGAAGCAAUGGGUGAUGGUGCUGUGGCUGAUGGCAGAGGUCCACUUCCGCCGCCUCUCAGCAUUGUUCAUUCCCCACAGGAGGAAAUGUAUGAAGUCAGUGGGCUCUCUCCAGGAGGUCUGAGCUAUACAGAUGGACGGUCAGACUCAAUAUCCACAAGGCUCUCAAACUGUGAUCCUCCUCCCUCAUAUGAGGAAGCCACUGGUGAAACCAGUAUGGGAAGAAGUGAAACUGAACAACAUUUAGACCCACCGCCACAAUACGAAGACAUUGUGAAUUCCAGUUCAGCCAGUGCAAUUGCACUAUCUCCAGUUGUCACUAGUACUAAGUAAAGCAAGAAGGCGGCUAUGGACUUUUUAAAAAUUACUAAUCAUUUUGUAGCACUUUAUCUUGGCUUAUUAUGCAUUUCUGUAAUUUAAUGGACUUGUAAAAUGAACUCUUCACUUUUUUUUUUAGAUUUACUUGUACUUUGGGUUUGGGAUUUUUUCCACUACAGCAGGUUUUAAAAGAUAAGGAAUCUGUAUUGAGAGUGUAGUGCAGGUACAAAUGUGGUGCUCUGUCAUACUUCUCAAAAGCACCUCUGCUUUGAGGGAUGUCACUUGUUUUAUUCAGGACAUUGUCCACAUUCCCCACAAGAUUUGUGGAAUCCCCUUCUCCUUUCUUACUGCAGACUGUCAGAAUUGCCUGAAAUAGGGAAUCCUUGAGCGACAUUUUAGAUAGUUAUUUACACUAAAGGGGACCGAUUUUGCAGUAUUGCCUCUUGUCUGGUUGGUUCCUUUUUCUCACUUAGAUUUUUGUUACAUGCUGCACCCUGUCCUGGGCCCUUGUAAGGCCGAGAGCAGUAUGCCUUUGUGUUCAAACCAGUAUCUCAUUAAGAGUAUGAUGGUGUAAUAGCAAUAAUUUCAGAGUCCUAGCAGAAGUGGUGUAUUCUAAAGCUUUUGCUAUUACAGCUCAAAAUUCUGUAAAUGUUUGGAAGCAAACAAUUCAAGAUACUAUUUGGUGAAUUCAAUAGGGUACUAUUUUUCUGUCUGUGUUCUGCCUUUCCACUCUGUUUUCUUAUCUGUUUUUACUUGUGUAUUCUAGAGGUGAGAAGAGUGCAUAUGUCAACUUUAGAACUUGAAAGUUCAAGCAAUGGUAAAUAAUGAAAUACUGAAAUACUCAAGCGUAGAUAAAAUCCUGGUUAUAGUCUUCCUACCAUAGUCCUCACUGGGGACCAGGAUAUUAUCCAUAAACACAUAAACCCAAAGGUAUUACUUUCCUUUUUACAGGUGAAUAAAAAGGGAAAGUGUUUGGUGUGACCCCCACCCCCCAACUAUGAAAUAAGAAGCCCUUCCUCAAAUCCUGAUAUUCUUUUGCCUCUUGCGUACUUACAUGUACCAUGUGUGCAUCUUGUAUUGGUGUCUAUGGAAAUCCUUAGCAGAGAAUAUAGAUACCUUUUUUUAACAACCAAUACAUUUAUCGCUUAUCUAUUCCAACAGCGGUGCUUCUGUUGCAAAAAUUAACAAUAUGUGAUAAUGAAAUAAAACUACUUAAUGGUGUUCAUUGUUUCUAAGAACAGCGUAGUGCUUUUAUCCGUGACACAAAUUCUUAAAGCGCACUCCGUUCUCAGUGUACACAAGCAUUUUUUACACAGCUCUUAGGUUACAGUUGCCCAUCAGAGAAAGAGGUGCUGGGAAGCACGUUAGUCCAGGCUGGCUCCAGAAGUUGUGUGGCCAGCUUGGCUCUGCUGUCUCCAAUUGUGAGCUGCAGAGCCCACCUGGGGAUGUAGAGCAAAACCAUGAGGACCCACUGUGUUAUAUCUCUAAGAGCACAAGGCAGGCGUACCCCCAAGCAUUAGUCUGAGUGACUUUUUGAGGCUGAAGAGAUGUGGCUUUCUGUCAGACUUGAUGCAAGUUAGAAUAGAGCCGUGUACAGAAUUUCAACCAACUGGUUUAGAUGCCAGUGAUAGUUAAGACGGUGCAAGCUGUAGCGUGGUGAUUCUUUUCCCGCAGCUUGAUUUAAAAGUUCAUUGUUCAGUUUAGCUUGUGAAUUUCAUUCCAGUUUUCUUUCUUCCCACACCAAGGUAGCAUGGCAUUAGCUUUAGUAUUUUCUGUGUUCUACUAAUCCAUUAGCGCUGAUUGAAAUGUAUUUAGCCCUGAACGACUACUGUGUUAUGUUGACUUUCUUAUUACAGAAACCCAAACUGCAUCUUGUUCCAAAGACCCCACAUGAAAUGCCAGUGCCAUCCAUUUGAAAUCGCUCUUAGUGUCUGAGAUGUGUGCUGGUGUCUACUGUGGGCUUGGCCUGCUGUCAUGGGGGCUUGGCUGGUCUUUUCCCAAAGGACUUUUACAGAAAGCAUGUAUGAGAAAUGUAUGGUCAUCUCUGCACACUUCCAUAAGAAUUUGAUAUCAUGUAUUGAAAAAUGAAGUAAGGAUUAUACGAUUAAUUUUAGGUUCUCAUUUUUGGCAAAGAAUAGGUUGCCUAAGUUGUCUACUGGGGAUCUCCGGUUGUUAAGGCAAGUUGUUUUAGAGUUACUGGAUGAACUCCAGGCCAAACUGUUGUCAAAAAGAUAACUCUUGUUUAUAUUGAUAAUAUAGAAUAGAUAUUGGGCAGAUAAGUACAACAUGUUUUGGACACUUCUAGUAAGAAUUGCCUGGGUCUUGUUUUCAGACUGUCCGUCCUUUUUCUUUUGGAGUGGUUUUAGCUCUUGUGUGUCCUGAAAUGUCACUUGUAGAAGUUAAAGCUCCUUUUAUACCGAGCAACAGUUAAUAUACUGCUUUAGGCAGACAUUACCAAAACAAAAGUGCCUCCUAUCAACAUGCAGGAAACACCUCAAAAAGAGCUGGUAUUUCAAUGUCCAUGCCAUAUUGGCAUCUCCUGUGCCUGCCAGCACAGCUAGUAGUUCUAGCAGUAACUUUUUUUUGUUUGGAUAUAAGACUUUCCUGUAGGAAUUGCAUGGAGAUCACCAAUUUCACAUUAGGUCAUUCAGCAGCUGUCAUCGUCCCCUGAACAUGGGCAGUCUAGUUUAGAGAUGAGCUGGCUUUUUUUUCUUUUUCUUUUUUUUUUUUUUUUUAAUUACUCUAUAUUCCACUGUGACUUUUAACAGCUUUAUGUUUCUGGCUCCUAAGUUGAGUAUGUUGCUGUAUCCUGUAGAUACUUUGAUGUGCAAUGCAAAAACGAUGCUUGUCUUUCCCCAAAAAAAGCCACAACCAAAUAUCUAAAAUGAUCUGUGAGCUGAGUUUCUUGGGCUAUGCAUUUUCCAUGUACAUGAGCAUGAAAGCCAUUUUGGGUUAUAAACUUAUGUCUUACUGAAUAAAUUCCAUAACUGAACAAAACUCCUGCGGGACAGUUAUCCAAAUAUAUUUCCUCUAAGACAUGAACAGCUUUGUCCAUGCUGUAAUAAUGUCAAAUUACAAAAUAUUUUGUUCUGUAUUGUGAAAUGUUGGAAAAAAGCUGAGUCUUGUGGCUGGCUUCUCUAACCUGAUUGAAAAAUAAAAUUUCAUUUGUACUGUUUUUUAUACAGCUCUUUUUGCAGAUCACUUACUAGUUUUACCUAUGCUGUAAUUGCAUUGUCAUGCAAUAAAUACUAUAAAUUUAUAGUUGUACCUCUAAAGUUUUGCAAGUCUGAAUGCAGUACUAUCUUGACUGAUGACAAGUCGGGAUGCUGCCUUUCCCACUUCUGACUGUAACAUUGAAUUUCAACUUGUAUUAGGAUUGAGAUGAUUUAUCAACUAAAACUAGCUUAAAUGUAAGUGUUGUGGGUUUAAGAAAUUAUGGAAAUUAAUUAUUUGCUUAGAUGCUAUUUAGCAUUAGUGGAGGUUGAUCUUUCUUCGCUGAAUGUAAAUAACCUCUGAUUACAGUAUUGCAUAUUUUGAAGGGGUUUGGUUUACAUUAAAUUAUCCUAUUUAAACAUGUUUGCCUAUGUUUAUAGAAAAUUUUUGUAACAUUUGUUUUUGGAUAUGCUAAAUAAAAUUUUUUAAGAUGCCUUGUUUCAAAAUAUCAAUUCUACACAACUGCAGUGAGAAUUAACUUUGUGUAUUUAAGUGACUCUCUGUUAAUUUCCAUUGUUUUAUGCACUUGAUAAUUUGCAGUGAAUCAGUUGUUCUGAUAAAAUUUAAAUAUGAUUUUGUUUUCAGGUAGGCUUGAUAUUCUUUCAAAAUACAGGUUUAUUUUUAAUCAGA